UGAAAAAGAAUGUAACCAAUUUUUAGUAUCAACAAAGAUCUUAUUGUUAGCACCAUAAAACCAUGAAGUUUAUGAGGAGACCCAUAGUGGUCACAUUCACAUUGUUUGUGAUUGUUUCUGUGAUCUACUUUAUGACAUCAGCCACAUCCAGUGCCCGGUUGUCGUUGGGGCCAUCGUUACCACUUAAUUUAAAGAAAAACUUCAAUAUCCAAGAUCAGGCGUUGAAAGACGUGGAAGAAGCACCACCUCUUCCGGAUGAGCCGGCCGUAGCUCCUGCUCCUAUGUUUGAAGAAGAGCCAGAUGCAGGUCAGCAAGUUCUUGAAGAAACAAAGAGUGACAGUAAAAAGGAUAUGACGGAAGUCCCAUUCAUGCCCAAGAUGGGUAAUGCUACGUUGCGGGCCGAGCUUGGACGAUCCACCUGGAAAUUGUUCCACACCAUAUUAGCAAGAUACCCUGAGAAGCCUAAUAACUUAGAACGUAAAACUUUGGAAACAUUCAUUCAAUUGUUUGCACAAGUUUAUCCCUGCGGUGACUGUGCUCGACAUUUCACGGGAUUGUUAGCUAAGUAUCCACCCCAGACUACUUCGAGAAAGGCAGCUGCCUUAUGGGGCUGUGAUGUGCAUAAUAAAGUUAAUGAGAAGUUACACAAGCCAGAAUAUGAUUGUAGUAAGAUCUUGACCGAUUAUGACUGUGGAUGCGGCGAGGAUGAGAAGGCUCCCGAUUACACUUUGGGCAAUCAAAGCAUGGACAAGUUGAGAAACAUAGAUGUGGACGAAAAGGCAGACACUUUACAGAUGGGUUAGAUAGUUUUAUAUGAAUUUAAUAUAUAGUAUUAAACUUAUACAACCGUACAACAACCAGAAGGCCGUUUAGGUUUCAUCAUUUGAUAUUUUUGAUAUUGAGCGAAUUUGUUGCGUUCGGGUGGUAGUUUCCAAUUAUAAGGUAUGAGAUAAUCAGGCGUUUCCUCCACGUAGUUGAUAAUCCUGUAGCUGUUAGUAUAUGCACGUUUAUACAGUAUGAGGUCAUACUUACAAUUCACAAGCGUUUGAAGCGGGGAUUCUUUCUCGGUUCAAGCUUUCUUCAAGUCUGUUAAUGAGCUCUUUAAUCCGCUUUAGUUUUAGUAUUUGUAUUUGUUCAUUGACUUCGUGAUUCAUGAUGGUGCACAGGGUAAAUGUAGAUCUUAUGUUUUAGUCCCCCAGGUCUUGGUAUAAAUCCGUGUU
This is a messenger RNA of Spathaspora passalidarum NRRL Y-27907, 1220 nucleotides long. Its product is annotated as flavin-linked sulfhydryl oxidase. Gene Ontology annotation, cellular component: mitochondrion. Bases 63 to 803 code for a protein of 246 amino acids. The transcript has a single exon. NCBI's taxonomy places the organism in Eukaryota, Fungi, Ascomycota, Pichiomycetes, Serinales, Debaryomycetaceae. The record is from RefSeq and is a predicted model, not a curated record. Gene Ontology annotation, molecular function: flavin adenine dinucleotide binding; flavin-dependent sulfhydryl oxidase activity.